Messenger RNA from Acanthosepion pharaonis, 843 nucleotides. The record is from the annotation of a GenBank genome assembly. Lineage: Eukaryota; Metazoa; Mollusca; Cephalopoda; Sepiida; Sepiidae.
AUGUAUGUACGUGUUUAUCUCUGUCUUUCGGUAUCUAUUUAUAUAUGUUUUUUCGUAUCUAUCUAUCUAUCUAUCUAUCUAUCUAUCUAUCUAUCUAUCUAUCUAUAUCACAAGGGCUUACUAGAAUUGAUUAGCUUAUUUAUCCAAAACAUUCCACUACGCUUCUCAAUAGAAUUACAUUCCGUUUUUAUCUAUCUAUCUAUCUAUCUAUCUAUCUAUGUCUGUAACUAUCUAUCUAAUUAUGUCUGUAUCUAUCUAUCUAUCUAUCUAAUUAUGUCUGUAUCUAUCUAUCUAUCUAUCUAUCUAUUUCUAAUCAUGUCUCUAUCUAUUUAUGUUUUUAUCUAUCUUAUAUCUUUUUAUAUAUCUCUACAUCUUUAUCUAUCUAUCUAUCUAUCUAUCUAUCUAUCUAUCUAUCUAUCUAUCUAUGUCUGGAUUUCUUAUCUAUCUAUCUAUCUAUCUAUCUAUCUAUGUCUGGAUUUCUUAUCCAUCUAUCUAUCUAUGUCUGGAUUUCUUAUCUAUCUAUCUAUCUAUCUAUCUAUCUAUCUAUCUAUCUAUCUAUCUAUCGUUGUUUUUAUAUAUCUUAUAUCUUUAUGUUUUUAUCUAUCUGAUUAUCUAUCUAUCUAUCUAUCUAUUUCUAGAUUUCUAAUCAUGCGUAUAUCUAUCUCUCUAUCGAUGUUUUUAUAUAUCUUAUAUCUUUAUGUUUUUAUCUAUCUUAUUAUAUCUAUCUAUCUAUCUAUCUAUCUAUCUAAAUACUACUCUUUCCGUAGCUUCUCGUGUAAGUUGUUGCCUCCGCGAACGAUGCUCUGUAAUACCAAUAUGCACCAUUUUUUGUCUAUUGCCUAA